Molecule: messenger RNA, 2229 nt
Organism: Oryza sativa Japonica Group (Japanese rice)
Lineage: Eukaryota; Viridiplantae; Streptophyta; Magnoliopsida; Poales; Poaceae
Product: ABC transporter G family member 10
Biological process (GO): transmembrane transport
Cellular component (GO): membrane
Molecular function (GO): ATP binding; ATP hydrolysis activity; ABC-type transporter activity
Source: RefSeq, a predicted model, not a curated record
GCCCCCAAAUCGUCACUUCCCCCUGAUUCACAAGCAAGCCCCAAAUCAUCAGUGUGUGACAGAAAAACCCCCCUUAAAAACGUCCGUGCGGUGGGCGUAGGUUAAGAGAGACCGUGCGCGCGCGAAAUCUCUCACACGCCCACAGCUCAAACGCGCGCGCGAGAGGAGGGGAGGGGUUUGGUUUGCUUGGACACUUUGGUUUGGUCGGGUAGCUCACCUCACUCUCAUCCGACCAGCGACUCUCUCCCUCCUCCUCGCUUGCACACUUCGUACUCUCUCUAGUCCCCCGCAUACAUGUCGUCCGCGGCCGUGGCGUCUCCGAGGGAGACGGUGUCGCCGCCCAUGUCGCUGGGGAAGGUUGGUGUCGCCGUCGUCGGCGGCGGGAGGAGGAGGUCGAGGUACCGCCUCGAGACGAGGGGGUUGUCGUACGUGCUCCCGGCGAGGGGGGCGGCGGCGAGGUUGUUUCUUGGAGGCGGUGGGGAGGAGAGGUUGCUCCUGAGGGGCGUGACGUGCGAGGCGCCGCCCGGGGAGGUGGUGGCGAUCGUCGGGCCGAGCGGGGCCGGGAAGACGACGCUGCUGUCCGUGCUGGCCGGGUCGGCCGACCCGGCGAGGGUGGUCGCCGGCGAGGUGCUGGUGAACGGGCGCGCCAUGGACGCUGCGAGGUUCCGGCGGGUGUCCGGGCACGUCCCGCAGGACGACGCGCUGUUCCCGAUGCUCACCGUGGAGGAGUCGCUGGUGUACAGCGCGCGGCUGAGGCUGCGCGGGGCGGGCGGCGGGAAUGGCGGGGCGGCGGUGGCGAGGGCGAGGGAGCUGAUGGCGGAGCUCGGGCUGCGGCACGUGGCCGGGUCGAGGGUGGGGAGGGUGUCCGGCGGCGAGCGGCGGCGGGUGUCGAUCGGCGUCGACCUCGUGCACGACCCGGCCGUGCUGCUGCUCGACGAGCCCACCUCGGGCCUCGACUCCGGCUCCGCGCUCCACAUUGUCAAGAUGCUCAGGGACAUGGCCGCCGCGCACGGCAAGACCGUCGUGCUCACCAUCCACCAGCCCGGGUUCCGCAUCCUCGAGCUGCUCGACCGCGUCGUCCUCCUCGCCGACGGCGCCGUCCGCCACCACGGCUCCCUCGGCUUCCUCGAGGCUCGCCUCGCCGCCUCCGGCCACGGCAUCCCUCCCCACGUCAACGUCCUCGAGUACGCCAUGGAGUGCAUCGACUCCCUCAAGCCCGAGGUCACCACGGCGGACGCGAGCCACGCGGACGCCGCGUCGGGGUCGUCACGGCGGCGCGCGAGCUCCGCGCCGUACGCGAACUCGGCGGCGGCGGAGGUGUGCAUCCUGUCGGCGCGGUUCGCGAAGACGGUGCUGCGGACGCCGCAGCUGUUCGCGGCGCGGAUGGCGCAGUCGCUCCUCGCCGGCGCGUUCCUCGGCACCGUCUUCCUGGGCGCCGGCGACCUCCAGUCGAGGCUGGGCUUCUUCGCCUUCACCCUCACCUACGUCCUCUCCUCCACCACCGAGGGCCUCCCGGUGUUCCUCCAGGAGCGGCGCAUCCUGGAGCGCGAGACGUCCCGCGGCGCGCACCGCGUCGCCUCCUACGUCGCCUCCAACGCCGCCGUGUUCCUCCCGCUCCUCCUCGCGUCGGCGCUGCUGUACGCCGCGCCGGUGUACUGGCUCGCCGGCCUCGCCAGGGAGCCCGGCCGGUUCGCCUACUUCUCCCUCGUCGUCUGGCUCGUCAUGCUCACCGCCAACUCGUUCGUCGCGUGCUUCAGCGCGCUGGCGCCCAGCUACAUCGUCGCCAACUCCCUCAUCGCGGGCCUCAUCGGCUGCUUCUUCCUCUUCUCCGGCUACUUCGUGGCGAGCAAGAACAUCCCCAGGUACUGGGUGUUCAUGCACUACGCCAGCCUGUUCAAGUACCCGUUCGAGGCGUUCCUCGUCAACGAGUACGGCGGCGCGCGCGGCGGCGCCGAGUGCCUCGCCGAGGUCGGCGGGGGGCUCUGCGUGCUCGACGGCGCCACGCUGCUGCGGCAGCAGGGGAUGCGGGCGAGCAUGCGGUGGAGCAACGUCGCCGUCAUGCUCGGCUUCGUCGUCGGCUACAGGCUGCUCUGCUUCGUCUUCCUCUGGUUCAGAUGCCACCGCAUGAGGAGGUGAAGCGCGCCAAAAAAAAUGCAAAUAGUAAUUGCUCAAUCUGAAUUCGACAUUUUUUUUCUUCUCUUUUUUUGCUGUGCUUUUUUUUCUCUGAGA